Messenger RNA from Drosophila innubila, 2858 nucleotides. Its product is annotated as vesicle-fusing ATPase 2. The record is from RefSeq and is a predicted model, not a curated record. Gene Ontology annotation, cellular component: Golgi stack. NCBI's taxonomy places the organism in Eukaryota, Metazoa, Arthropoda, Insecta, Diptera, Drosophilidae. The transcript is spliced from 2 exons. Gene Ontology annotation, molecular function: ATP hydrolysis activity; ATP binding. The coding region runs from base 110 to 2362 and encodes 750 amino acids. Gene Ontology annotation, biological process: Golgi to plasma membrane protein transport; SNARE complex disassembly; intra-Golgi vesicle-mediated transport.
UGCACAACACAGUGAACAGCUGUUGGUGAGUCAGUAUUUAGAAAACUGUUUCGCCUGUUAAAUAUUGAAUUGCACUUGAAAAUAAUCUUUGUAAAUUUGUGCUGCGACAAUGGCAAGUGAAAUGGCGUACAAAAUGAAGGCCAUAAAAUGCCCAACAGACGAACUAUCGCUGACCAACAAGGCGAUUGUCAGUAACGGCGAUUUUACAGAGGAAGUGAAAUAUGCCGACAUUUCACCUGGACCUGGACAGCAUUAUAUAUUUGCGCUGGAGAAGAUUGCGGAGAUGCCACGUGGACAUGUGGGAUUCUCGCUGGUGCAGCGCAAAUGGGCAACACUGUCCAUUAACCAGGAGAUCGAUGUGCGUCCAUACCGCUUCGAUGCCAGCGCGGACAUCAUCACACUGGUCUCCUUUGAGACGGACUUUCUGCAAAAGAAGACCAUCACGCAGGAACCCUACGAUUCCGAUGAAAUGGCCAAGGAGUUCAUCAUGCAGUUCUCGGGAAUGGCACUGACGGUGGGUCAGACGCUGGUCUUUCAGUUCAAGGACAAGAAGUUUCUUGGGCUGGCGGUCAAGACCCUGGAAGCAGUCGAUCCCAGGACUGUGGGUGAUGGCAAGGAGCCAAAGACUCGGAAUGUGCGCUUUGGUCGCAUUCUGGGCAACACUGUGGUGCAGUUCGAAAAGGCCGAGAACUCCGUGCUGAAUCUUCAGGGCCGAUCCAAGGGCAAAAUUGUGCGACAGUCGAUCAUCAAUCCGGACUGGGACUUUGGCAAAAUGGGCAUUGGUGGCCUGGACAAUGAGUUCAAUGCCAUUUUCCGGCGUGCCUUUGCCUCGCGUGUCUUCCCGCCGGAGCUGGUCGAGCAGCUGGGCAUUAAGCACGUGAAGGGCAUACUGCUCUAUGGACCUCCGGGCACGGGCAAAACCCUGAUGGCUCGACAAAUUGGCACCAUGCUGAAUGCACGCGAGCCCAAGAUUGUAAAUGGUCCACAGAUUCUGGACAAAUAUGUGGGCGAGUCGGAGGCGAAUAUUCGCCGUUUGUUCGCGGAUGCGGAGGAGGAGGAGAAGCGAUUGGGACCCAACAGUGGCCUACACAUUAUCAUCUUUGACGAGAUUGAUGCCAUCUGCAAGGCUCGCGGCUCCGUUGCGGGCAACAGUGGCGUCCACGAUACGGUUGUCAAUCAGCUGCUGGCGAAGAUUGACGGUGUGGAGCAACUGAAUAACAUACUGGUCAUUGGCAUGACCAAUCGUCGAGACAUGAUUGAUGAGGCGCUGCUGCGACCUGGUCGCCUCGAGGUGCAAAUGGAGAUUAGCUUGCCCAAUGAACAGGGACGUGUUCAGAUUCUCAAUAUACAUACGAAGCGAAUGCGGGAAUUCAACAAGAUAGCCGGCGAUGUGGACAACAUGGAUAUCGCAUCACGUACCAAGAACUUCAGCGGUGCGGAGCUGGAGGGUCUUGUCCGUGCUGCACAGUCCACGGCCAUGAACCGGCUGAUCAAGGCGGACGCCAAGGUUCAUGUGGAUCCCGAGGCCAUGGAGAAGCUUAAGGUCACUCGUGCCGAUUUCUUGCAUGCCUUGGAGAACGACAUAAAGCCCGCAUUCGGUACAGCUCAGGAGAUGCUCGAGAAUAUGCUGGCUAGAGGCGUCAUCAACUGGGGACAGCCGGUGACUAGCUUGCUGGAGGAUGGCAUGCUGUAUGUGCAGCAAGCUAAAGCCUCCGAGGGCUCCGGACUGGUAUCCGUGCUCAUUGAGGGUGCUCCCAACUCUGGCAAAUCGGCGCUGGCCGCCAAUCUGGCCAAAAUGAGCGACUUUCCCUUUGUGAAGGUCUGUUCGCCCGAAGACAUGGUCGGAUUCACCGAGUCCGCCAAGUGCCUGCAAAUACGAAAGAUAUUCGACGAUGCCUAUCGCUCCACGCUCAGUUGCAUUGUGGUGGACAACGUGGAGCGUCUGCUCGACUAUGGACCAAUUGGACCGCGCUACUCCAACUUAACGCUGCAGGCAUUGUUGGUACUACUCAAAAAGCAGCCGCCUAAGGGUCGAAAACUUCUCAUCUUAUGCACCUCAAGUCGGCGCGAGGUUCUGGAGGAAAUGGAAAUGCUAUCGGCAUUCACCUCCGUCCUGCAUGUGUCCAAUCUAUCCAGCCCUGAACAUGUCUUAACCGUGCUGGAGGACUCGGAUCUAUUCAGUCCCGAGGAGCUGCAAAAUGUUGCCAGAAAAAUGGCCGGCAAGCGAGUGUGCAUUGGCAUCAAAAAGCUGCUGGCUCUUAUCGACAUGGCCCGGCAAUCGGAUCCCCAUUAUCGUGUAAUUAAGUUCCUCUCGAAAAUGGAAGAGGAUGGCGGUCUGGAUUUGGUGGCGAGAACGCAGUAGCUACCGCCUGCCUUUGAACUGAGGAUGUCAGUUGUCGAGCUGAACGAUGCUUUCUGAAGCGUGUCCAAAACUAAAUGCACCAUUGAAAUAGCUCAAAUAGCGAUAUAUAUAUUAAUAUAUACAUACUUAUAAAUAAUACUAAUAUACAAGGAGUAUAACAAGGGCUAGAUAAAAGUACAGAACCGACCAAUAAUAACAAUUAUGUGAACCAAGUUUAUUAACAUUCCACACGAAUCCCAGCAAUUAGGCCUUUCAAACUCUUGGCAUAUUCGUAACUAUUAGAUAGACAAAUAGUUACAGCCUUUAACCUUAUAGUUGCAUUAAGUUAUCCGAUGUCCUUUUAUGAGUAUUUCAUCUUUAAUUUUUGUAAGCACAUAAAAUUGAUGUAACCAGUAAUAAGUUCGAAUGAAUAUACCUCGCUUAUAAGUCCUGUUUGCAAAGGGUAAAUUUUCGGCUAGUGCAACGAUCUACAUAUUAUAAUCGUCUAAUACUAAAC